CGGAAGUGGGCGGUGCGGGCCUGUGGGAGCGGUUCCGCGGGCGCGAUCAGGCCAAGCUGGAGGCCACCGGGGAGCGGGGCUUGGGGGGUCCCCGAGGCACCGGGGAGAGAGUUUCUGGGGUGCCAGCCGCUUCUGCGGCGGCCACCGGGGAGCGCGGCGGGGAUGGGGUGCCUAGCCGGGUGGCAGCGGGAGCCUCAGCCAUGUUCGCGGGGCUCCAGGACCUGGGCGUGGCCAAUGGCGAGGACCUGAAAGAGACCCUGACCAACUGCACAGAGCCGCUCAAGGCCAUUGAGCAAUUCCAGACAGAGAAUGGCGUGCUGCUGCCCUCCCUGCAGUCGGCCCUGCCCUUCCUGGACUUACAUGGCACACCGCGAUUGGAGUUCCAUCAGUCGGUGUUUGAUGAGCUUCGUGACAAACUGCUGGAACGAGUAUCAGCCAUCGCCUCUGAGGGGAAGGCGGAGGAGAGGUACAAGAAACUGGAAGACCUUCUGGAAAAGAGCUUUUCUCUGGUCAAGAUGCCAUCAUUACAGCCAGUGGUUAUGUGUGUUAUGAAACACCUGCCCAAGGUUCCUGAAAAGAAGCUGAAGCUGGUGAUGGCUGACAAGGAGCUGUACAGAGCGUGUGCCGUGGAGGUGAAGCGGCAGAUCUGGCAGGACAACCAAGCUCUCUUUGGUGAUGAGGUUUCACCGCUGCUGAAGCAAUACAUUCUGGAGAAAGAAAGUGCACUCUUCAGCACAGAGCUCUCUGUCCUGCACAACUUCUUCAGCCCAUCCCCCAAGACCAGGCGCCAGGGUGAGGUGGUGCAGAAGCUGACUCAGAUGGUAGGGAAGAAUGUGAAGCUCUAUGACAUGGUGCUGCAGUUUCUGCGUACACUUUUCCUACGGACCAGGAAUGUGCACUACUGUACACUGCGGGCUGAGCUGCUCAUGUCCCUGCAUGACUUAGACGUCAGUGACAUCUGUACUGUGGACCCCUGCCACAAGUUCACCUGGUGCCUGGACGCCUGCAUCCGAGAGCGGUUUGUGGACAGCAAGAGAGCCCGGGAGCUGCAGGGAUUCCUUGAUGGAGUGAAAAAGGGGCAGGAGCAAGUCUUGGGGGAUUUGUCUAUGAUCCUGUGUGACCCCUUCGCCAUCAACACACUGUCCCUGAGUACCAUCAGGCACUUGCAGGAGCUGGUUAGCCAGGAGAUGCUGCCCAGGGACAGCCCCGAUCUCCUCCUACUACUUAGGCUGCUGGCAUUGGGCCAGGGUGCAUGGGACUUGAUCGACAGCCAAAUCUUCAAGGAACCCAAGAUGGAGGCAGAGCUCAUCACCAAGUUCCUGCCGAUGCUUAUGUCCUUCGUGGUGGAUGACUAUACAUUCAAUGUAGACCAGAAGCUUCCCGCUGAGGAGAAGGCCCCAGUCAUGUACCCUAACACGCUUCCAGAAAGUUUUACCAAGUUUUUGCAGGAGCAGCGCAUGGCUUGUGAGGUCGGGCUGUACUAUGUCCUGCAUAUCACCAAGCAGAGAAACAAGAAUGCACUCCUGCGCCUACUGCCUGGACUUGCUCCUGAAGCCAGAUCUUACAUAGUCCAGGCUGACUUUGAGUUCAUCAUGUAUCCAAGGAUGACAUUGAGCUCUACAUCUUGGACUCCUCCCGGUGCUGAGACUACAGUGGAAACCUUUGGUGACCUGGCCUUUGGUGACAUCUUUCUCCACCUGCUCACGGGGAGCCUGGCACUGCUGGCUGAUGAAUUUGCCCUGGAGGAUUUCUGCAGCAGCCUCUUUGAUGGCUUCUUCCUCACUGCCUCCCCCAGGAAGGAGAAUGUACAUCGCCAUGUGCUGAGGCUCCUCCUCCAUCUGCACCCCAGGGUGGCUCCUUCUAAGCUGGAGGCCUUGCAGAAGGCCCUGGAGCCCACAGGCCAGAGUGGGGAGGCUGUGAAGGAACUCUACUCUCAGCUUGGUGAGAAGCUGGAGCAACUUGACCAUCGGAAGCCCAGCCCUACCCAGGCUGCGGAGACACCGGCGCUGGAGUUGCCCCUUCCUAAUGUGCCUGCCCCAGCUGUACUCUGAGGCUCUGUGGGGCUGUUGCAUAGUGGUUCCCCUCUGGGAGGAGGCCCUAGUCAGCCAGGAGUGCAGGGUGAGCUGAAGGCUGUUUCUUGGCAAGGCACCCCCUCCACUGAGUCACUUCCUGGAGCUGGUCUUGGGAGAUCCUCUGUGGUCUCUUCAUAUGCCCAGGGGGACUUCUGGUUACAUGGUGGGGCUUGGCUCCUGCUUGAACCUAGCAGAGAUGGACAGUGGUUUGUAUUAGGGAAAAGCCAAUUUUCCAAGUGGGCAGAGGCCUGUGUGACCUGACAUUCAGUGUGGAGGUAGCCUAAGGAGAAAGGUGUGCUGGGUUGGCCAGAGCAGAUUUGCUGAGCCUGGUAUCUGAUGCACAGGAGUGGUACCCUCCAGAGAAGCCAGGUGGAGAGUCUACAGGAAGCGAGCCUACUGGUGUCAGGGUUAUAGUCCUUGCUGACUACACUGUUUGGCCUUCGAGUCAGGGAUGGUGGGUGAACACCUUGAGGUUUCCACUUAUGUGAAUAAAAUAUUUUGAUAAA
Messenger RNA from Nannospalax galili (Upper Galilee mountains blind mole rat), 2578 nucleotides. RefSeq names its product negative elongation factor complex member B (gene Nelfb). Bases 201 to 2051 code for a protein of 616 amino acids. The record is from RefSeq and is a predicted model, not a curated record. Lineage: Eukaryota; Metazoa; Chordata; Mammalia; Rodentia; Spalacidae. Gene Ontology annotation, biological process: negative regulation of transcription elongation by RNA polymerase II. The transcript has 14 exons. Gene Ontology annotation, cellular component: nucleus; NELF complex.